Diatraea saccharalis (sugarcane borer) is the source of this 3036-nucleotide messenger RNA. The record is from the annotation of a GenBank genome assembly. Lineage: Eukaryota; Metazoa; Arthropoda; Insecta; Lepidoptera; Crambidae.
AUGCCUCUCAGUGGGGCCGAAAAAACUAGAAGAUAUAGAGAAAAGCUUAAAAGGGACCGCCCUGAAGAAUAUGCUGCUCAAUGUCAGAGAAAUUUACAAAAAAUAAAAUCAAAGAAAAAAAAGAUUUCAGAUAUGUCUUUAGAAGAAGCAAAAGCACAAAGACAGACAUGGCGAGAACAAAAAAGAAAGAGUAAAGCUCGAAACAAAAAAUGUAAAAAUAGCUUACCAAAUGAGACAUCGAAUCCUGAAAUAGAGACAGACGCAGCGAUGAAAGAAAAAAAUAUUAAAAGAUACCACAAUAAAUGUAGAGUACUAGUCACAAAAUGCCGCAGAUACCAAAAUUUGAUCAAAGAAUUAAAGACUCGAAAUGAAACCUAUAAAAAACGAAAUCAGCGCAUUACAAAAAGAUAUAUAGAAAAGAUUGCAGAGUUAGAGAAUAUUAAUAAAAAAAUGAAGGCGAGAGAGGAGAUUCUUGAAAGUACAUUAAAACGAACUUAUAAAAAUAGCAGAACUCACAAGGAAAAGAAAAUAUUGCGUCAACUGGUGCAUAAUGCCGAAAAUAAAACCUAUGUUUCAAAUAAGCUGGGCUUAAUUUGUAAACCUAAGGAAAAGAAAAAAAUAUUUAAGCGUCCAAAUAUACCGGAAAUUACAAAUUUUUAUUUAAGAGAUGACGUAAGUCGCAGUACAGCUGGACGAAAGGAAACUAGGACAAGAAAAAAAAUAAAAAAACAAAUAAGAUACCUAUCUGACAACUUAGUGAACCUAUUUAACAAGUACAGAAAGGAAGGUGGACGAUAUGGACUAUCUACUUUCAUUAAGUACAAACCAUUCUUCGUCAUUGCUCCGCGUCUAAAUUCCAGGGACACUUGCUUAUGUAUUAAACAUAGCAAUAUAGAAUUUCAGCACGAUGCUUUAAAGAAGGCUGGAGCAUUGAAAACUCGGACAAUAAGAAAUGUGUUGGAUAGCAUAUCCUGCGAUAUAAAAAACUACUAUUGCAUGUACGAUAAAUGCACGAUUUGCAGUGAUCUGAAACCAUUUUAUGAACAAUGUCCAGAUAAAAAUGUGUCUUGGUUCCAAUGGAAACGUGAAGACCAUGUUUACACAAAAAUGGAAGAACAUAAAAAAAAAGAAAUCACAACUAAAAAAACAGCAAAGGUAAUAAUAACAGGAAAUUUACAGGAACUGAAAAAUAAUUUCGAAAAAGACUUACAUAAAUUUAAAAAGCACUACUUUAACAUGCUACACCAACAAAACCAGUACCAGAUUGCUAUAUCGAAUCAAAAAGAUAAUGAAGUUGUCAUAGUUUGUGAUUUUUCUGAGAACUAUGAGGCAAAAUUAGCAAAUGAGGUCCAAUCCUUGCAUUUUGGCGCUUCAAAAAACCAAAUAACAUUACAUACUGGCAUGGUUUUUUGGAGAGAUGAAUCUCAAUCAUUUUGUACUAUAUCGGAAUCAAAUAAUCAUCGCCCAGCCGCUAUCUGGGCACAUUUAACUCCAAUAAUAAAUAUCAUUAAAAAUAAAACACCAAAUGUAACGAUUCUCCAUUUUUACACAGAUGGACCAUCUUCCCAGUACCGACAGAAAAAUAAUUUUUAUUUGCUAACUGAAUUUACAAAAAAACUUGGAUUUGAUUAUGCAACCUGGUCUUAUUUCGAAUCUGGCCAUGGAAAGAGCGUUGCCGAUGGUAUAGGAGGUUGUGUAAAAAGAACUUUAGACAGAAAAGUCAGCCAAGGAGUUGACGUAGCAGAUGCCGAAGAUGCACACAAAAUUUUGAAUGAGUGCCUAAAAGUAACAAAAGUUUUCCUUAUUAAAGAAAGUGAUAUAGAUGAAAUAACGGAAAUUUUUCCUAAUACCGUUCCGCCGCUGAAAGGAACUCUUCAAAUCCAUCAAGUUGUCACGCAAAAAGACCAGACAACAAUAAAGUUCCGUAAUAUUAGUUGUUUCUGUGGACCUGUUCGUGGCCAAUGUGAUUGCUAUUCACCUCAGUUACAUAAUACUAUAACUACUAGAAAAUGCCUCUCUUUCAACAAAAGAACCAAUCUUUCACAAAAUUUCGAUCCUCAACCCUCUACAUCUACUUCAAUUGCUAAAAAACGCCAAUCUUCCAAUAAAAUAAUCUAUCUUAAAGAAAUUGUUGAAGCUCAGAUUUCUACCACUACACAAAUUUCUAACCAACAACAAGAUUACAACAAAAGAGCCCAUCUUCCAGAAAAAGUUGAAACUCAGCAUACAUCUAUUCCAAUUUCUAAAAUACGCAAAUCUUCCAACAAAAGAGUCAAUUUUACAGGAAAUGUUAAACCUCAGCAAUUUACAUCUACUCCGAUUUCAAAGAACCGCCAAUCUUCCAAUAACUUUUCCAAAAUCUUCGAACCGCAAAAAACUCUUCAUUUGCUGCCUUCUGAACAUAAACCUUCUAUCAUCUCCCCUGAAGAACAAACAUCUCCUGAACAAAGUAGGCUAUCAAUGGUUUUCAAGAACAAUCAAUCUUAUUCUAAUGAUAAUAGUGGGAAGGAACUUUUACUUGAGAUAGGUUCAUUAAUACCCUCUGAUUUAGAUUCUUUCAAUAAUAUUAAUAUUGCUGACUCCGAAGACUUUGAGAAACUUGUCGAUCUGAAUGAUAUAGAAAUAUUACCAAUGAUUAUAUUACCAGACAAAAAAGACAAGACUAAGCCUGAAGUAACCGAUAAUACGAUAAAUGAUAGUAAUUUGAUCAAAAAUUAUAGUACAAGUAAAAAAAAGGGUUUCAUUGAAUGCCAGAAGUGUACAUGUACAAUAUUAGAUAGAAAAGCCAAAUGUAUGGCUUGCCAAAAAUGGUUUUGUGAGGAAUGUGUCGACGGUCCUAUAGAAUUUGAUUAUAUAUGUGAAAAGUGCUUCGAAGAUAUUAUAAAGGAGUUGAAAGAGAAAGGAUCAAUUAAGAAAAUAUCGCCCGAUCUACACAAGAAACUUUUAGCUACACCUUUACAAUGUAAUCAGUGUAGCAUAAAACCUAAGAACAUGCCAGAAUUAAAAGACCAUUUAAAAUCUCACUACUGUAACUAG